Molecule: messenger RNA, 1731 nt
Organism: Diaporthe batatas
Lineage: Eukaryota; Fungi; Ascomycota; Sordariomycetes; Diaporthales; Diaporthaceae
Exons: 2
Coding region: 301-1731 (476 amino acids)
Source: RefSeq, a predicted model, not a curated record
GCCUCUCAUCCUGGACCUCUCCAAUGAGGCUCGUCCACCUGAGAUGAUGAGCGACGACGUGCCGAUACCGAGGCCGAGCCCACAGUCCCGAGCCCCAACUAGCCCUUGGUAGCAGCCAGAGCUAUGUCUCUGACGACAAUGUCGAGCUCGAUGAUUAAUGGAUUACUGUAUUGGCAUACUUGGUGUACCUUGCCCUUCUUAGAGAGAUGCAAUGGGUCGAGCGGUCUAUCCUUCCUCUGCGUGCUUCCCCUCUUGCACUUCCAGUCUCCAUCGUGGUGAAGCUAAGUCUUGAUAUCAGGCAUGAUGGAAACACCCGAGAACAAGACAUACGGACACAAUUCAUCACCCAAGAUGGACCACACAUACGGAAAGCGACAGUCUCGCUCGCUCGCCCUCGGCGGGCUGAUGUGCCUUGUGGUGCUACUGGUCGUCGGCAUCGUCAUCGAGAACCCUUGGAGGCGCGUCUACGAAUCCGAGGGUGAAACGGGCAACAUAUGGGAUACCCCUCGCCCUGCCCACCCCGAAUCUCCCGUUCCUGAGGGUCAGCUGUCCAUGGCGAGCGAGGACGUCCCGGAGGGCCUGGUCGUCCAGGAACAGGAAGGGCGGCUCCAUGCCCGCAGGAACAUCGACGAGGAGCCGAUGGUCGAGCCUGACGCGGCCGUCGAGGAGGAACAGCGGCCUCCUCCGUUCAAGCUGCCCAUCAUCCCCAUCCUCCCCCUCCCGACGGACAUCAUCGACCUCCCCAUCAAGAUCCCGACGCACAUCUCAGACAUCCUCGGCGACCUGCCGCUGCCCACCCUCCCCAAGGACCCAAACGACAUCAUCGACGUCCUGCCCACCGAGCCAGGCGACAUAAUCAGCGGCAUCCCCAUCCCCACGGUCCCUCCCAUUCCUGUUCCCACGCUGCCAAUUCCCACACUGCCCAUCCCCGUGCUACCAGUCCCAACCAAAGCCCCAACGCAGCCCCCAGGCAACAGACCACCAUCAACCCGCACGGAGGACGACAACCCGUUCCCGCUGCCCACGGUCGUCCUCCCCCCCAGCAAGCCCAGGGACCCGGGCGACGGCUUCGGCCUCCCGGAGAUCAUCGCGAUCCCCCACAAGAUCCUGGGCCUGCUGCACCAGGCCGUCAGCCAGCUCAGCAACGACCCGAACCUGCCGCGGCCGGUCCGCGACAUGCUGCGGCUGAUCCAGCGCAUCAUCGAGCGCGUGGCGGGCGGGCCCGCCGUCCCCAGGCCGCCCAAGAAGCCCAAGCCCACCGUCUCGCUGCCGCUGCCGCUGCCGCUGCCGACCGGGACCGAGAUCCCCAUCCCCAUCCCCACGCUGCCCACCGACCUGACCACCCUGCUGCCGCCGCCGCCCGAGGCCACCCGCUCCCGGCGCUCGCCGCUACUGCCUCCCCCGCGGCCGACGCUGACCCUGCCCCCGCGGGCGAGGAGGGCUGCGGCGGCGCGCGGCGCCGGCGCCGGCGGCCCCGAGGGGCGGCUGAGCGACGGGGAGCGCAGGCAGCUCAAGGGUGCCGUGAGCGACGAGAUCUGGUCCUCGGUGAACUGGAGCAACCCGAUCCUCGCGCCUCUGACUGCGGCUGCGGCUCUGCUUGCGUUCGACUCGGUGUACCGGGUUGCGGAGGCGUUCAAGGAGGCGGGGGAUGAGGGUGGAAGGGAGGAGUUGUUGGGGUUGCUGGUGGUUGUUGAUGACGAUGAGGUUGGUGAUGAGGAGGCCAUGACUUGA